Molecule: messenger RNA, 1401 nt
Organism: Trichoderma breve
Lineage: Eukaryota; Fungi; Ascomycota; Sordariomycetes; Hypocreales; Hypocreaceae
Product: aldehyde dehydrogenase family domain-containing protein
Exons: 4
Coding region: 1-1401 (466 amino acids)
Molecular function (GO): aldehyde dehydrogenase (NAD+) activity
Source: RefSeq, a predicted model, not a curated record
AUGUCUACCAUCAAAACCAUCUCCCCCACGACCAACAAGGUCAUCUGCGAACGUCCAGAAACCGCGCUCGAUGAAGCUCGCGAUAUCGCCCGUCGCUCCAAGGAUGCGUUCCAGUCUUAUCGGAAGCUGUCCCUCUCUGAGCGCCGCGCCAUCGUGACCAAGGCCCUGGCGAUUAUCCAGGAGCGCAAGAUGGAGCUUGGCCGCGAGCUUUCAGAGCAGAUUGGACGGCCCAUUGCCUUCAGUCACAAGGAGAUUGAGACGAUGCAGAAACGUGCUGAUUAUCUGCUGGAGAUUGCGGAGGAGUCGCUGGCCAGCUUGCCUGGGAGGAUAAAGGAAGCUGGGUUCAAGAGAGAGAUUAAGAAGAUUCCCGUUGGGCCGACACUGAUCGUCUUUGCAUGGAACUUCCCCUACCUCAUCAUUGUCAACGCUCUCGUUCCCGCCCUCCUUGCCGGAAACUCCGUCAUCCUCAAGCCCUCUCCGCAGGUUCCUCUCGUAGGCGAGCGAAUCGCCGAAAUCUUCGCCACCGCCGGCUUGCCCAAAGGUGUCCUCCAGGUCAUCCAGUCAGGCAACCCGGUCACACUCAAAGAGAUUGUCAAGCUGCCGGAGCUGGGCUUGGUGAGCUUCACCGGCUCGACGGCGGGUGGGCUUGCCAUCCGCGAGGCUGUGGCGGAUAGUACUGUUCCUGUCAACUUGGAGCUUGGUGGUAAUGAUCCGGCGUAUGUGCGACCGGAUGCGGAUCUGGCGUAUGUUGCUGAACAGUUGGUGGAUGGCGCUGUGUUUAACUCUGGCCAGAGUUGCUGCGCCGUGGAGCGCAUCUAUGUUCAUGAGGACGUACAUGACCAAUUUGUCAAGGCGCUUCAGGAUGAGCUCAAGAAGUAUACUCUUGGUGAUCCCUUUGAUACCAAAACAAUGGUCGGUCCCGUCAUCUCUCGCGCCGCUGAAAAGACCAUCAACGCGCAAAUCUCCGAUGCCCUUGCCAAGGGAGCCGUCAACGCCACUCCCGAGAACAAAUCAUUUACCAGCGCUUCCAAAGACGGUAACUUUGUUGCUCCCAUCCUGCUCACCAACGUGACUCACGACAUGGAUGUGAUGCGUGAGGAAACAUUCGGACCAGUUAUUCCCGUUGCCAAGGUCAAGGAUGAUGACGAGGCGGUGCGAUUGAUGAAUGAUACCGAGUACGGCUUGACUGCGAGCGUGUGGACAAAGGACAUUGCCCGCGGCGAGGAGUUGAUUGAGCUGCUCGAGGCCGGUACCGUCUUUGUGAAUCGCUGCGACUAUCCAAACCCUGACCUUGCAUGGACAGGUUGGAAAAAGUCCGGCUUGGGUUGCACCUUGGGGCCACGCGGGUAUGACGCUUUCGUUAAGCUCAAGAGCUACCACGUGAAGGAAAAGCAAGGAUAA